GUGGCAAUUACACGCUGAUUUUUCUCAACUAAUCACAAAGACAUUGGCACCCUGUAUCUAGUAUUCGGUGCCUGAGCUGGAAUGGUUGGAACAGCACUAAGCCUCUUAAUUCGAGCAGAGCUUAGCCAACCAGGAUCUCUUCUGGGCGAUGAUCAAAUCUAUAACGUCAUCGUCACAGCGCACGCUUUUGUAAUAAUCUUCUUUAUAGUAAUGCCUAUCCUCAUUGGAGGGUUCGGGAACUGACUUGUCCCACUAAUGAUCGGGGCCCCAGACAUGGCAUUCCCUCGAAUGAACAACAUAAGCUUCUGGCUUCUUCCACCUUCGUUCCUUCUCCUCCUAGCAUCGUCUGGAGUUGAAGCCGGAGCCGGAACAGGAUGAACAGUCUACCCCCCACUAGCCGGAAAUCUUGCUCACGCAGGAGCCUCCGUGGACUUAACAAUUUUCUCUCUUCACCUAGCAGGGGUCUCUUCAAUUCUUGGAGCAAUUAAUUUCAUUACUACUAUUAUUAACAUGAAACCCCCAGCCAUCUCCCAAUAUCAAACACCUCUAUUUGUUUGAGCCGUUCUCGUUACAGCCGUGCUUCUCCUUCUAUCUCUUCCAGUGCUAGCCGCUGGAAUUACGAUGCUCCUGACAGAUCGAAACCUUAAUACAACAUUCUUCGACCCGGCUGGAGGAGGAGACCCAAUUCUGUACCAACACCUGUUCUGAUUCUUUGGCCACCCAGAAGUCUACAUCCUUAUUCUUCCAGGGUUCGGGAUGAUUUCACACAUCGUCGCCUACUACGCCGGGAAAAAAGAACCAUUCGGAUACAUAGGAAUGGUCUGGGCCAUGAUGGCAAUCGGCCUCCUAGGCUUCAUUGUCUGAGCCCACCACAUGUUCACAGUUGGGAUGGACGUAGACACCCGUGCAUACUUCACAUCUGCUACAAUGAUCAUCGCCAUCCCAACCGGUGUCAAAGUAUUUAGCUGACUAGCCACUCUGCACGGAGGAUCAAUUAAAUGAGAAACUCCUCUCCUUUGGGCCCUAGGAUUUAUUUUCCUAUUUACCGUAGGAGGACUAACAGGAAUCGUUCUGGCCAAUUCUUCACUAGAUAUUGUACUGCAUGACACAUACUACGUAGUUGCACACUUCCAUUACGUGCUGUCCAUGGGAGCCGUAUUUGCAAUCAUGGGAGCCUUUGUUCACUGAUUCCCCCUGUUUACAGGAUACACACUUCACAGCACUUGAACAAAAAUCCAUUUUGGGGUUAUGUUUGUAGGUGUAAACCUAACAUUCUUCCCACAACACUUCCUAGGUCUAGCAGGAAUGCCACGACGAUACUCCGACUACCCUGAUGCCUACACCCUAUGAAAUACACUAUCUUCCAUUGGAUCCCUGAUCUCACUGGUGGCUGUAAUUAUGUUCCUAUUUAUCCUCUGAGAAGCAUUCGCUGCCAAACGAGAAGUACUAUCAGUAGAAUUAACCGCAACAAAUGUAGAAUGACUGCACGGCUGCCCUCCGCCUUACCACACAUUCGAGGAACCAGCUUUUGUCCAAGUUCAGUCAAACUAA
This is a messenger RNA of Chanos chanos (milkfish), 1551 nucleotides long. The record is from the annotation of a RefSeq genome assembly. Lineage: Eukaryota; Metazoa; Chordata; Actinopteri; Gonorynchiformes; Chanidae.